Molecule: messenger RNA, 447 nt
Organism: Cynara cardunculus var. scolymus (artichoke)
Lineage: Eukaryota; Viridiplantae; Streptophyta; Magnoliopsida; Asterales; Asteraceae
Product: arabinogalactan protein 41-like
Exons: 2
Coding region: 39-263 (74 amino acids)
Source: RefSeq, a predicted model, not a curated record
UCAAACCUGAAUCUCUGUGUUUCACCAUUGCUACAAGCAUGGCUGCAACUAGGGUUUUUCUAAUGGCGCUAAUGAUCUCGAUCGUACUAGCCAUCAUUUGUCCAUUUGCUCAACCUCAGUCGUUAGCCCCUGCGCCCGCUCCGUCCAGCGACGGUACUUCCAUCGACCAGGGGAUCGCUUACGGGUUGAUGAUUGCAGCGUUACUUCUGACUUAUCUAAUCCACCCCUUGGACGCUUAUGGUCUCUUUUCUUUGGAUCGAUGAACAUUGAUUUAUCUCCGAUUCUAGUGACCAAUCAUUGGUUGCAAACUGGUUUGAUUUGUUGAGCAUAACAUUUUGAAUAAAUCAUACCACCAGUUCUCAUCUUCUAAUUCAAGCAGCCGAUUAUUAGUUCCAUUUGUUGUACUAUUUUACUUUGGUCGUAGAAACAUACCUUUACAAUGGGUCC